GACCAUUUAAUGGUGCUGAUGCUGUUGGUGUUUGAGGCAACAGUGUAUCGUCACCAGGCUCACCACUACCGUCAGCUGCAGCGGUCUCCCCCCACCAUCCCUGCUCUGUUUCCCGCCGCCACCAGGGACACUCUGGACCAGGGCCUCCUCCCCUGCUUCAAGUACCUGCUCAACUACACCUUCUACAAGUUUGGAUUAGAGAUCUGCUUCCUGAUGACGGUGAAUGUGAUUGGCCAGCGGAUGAACUUCUUGGUGAUCAUCCAUGGCUGCUGGUUGGUGGCCAUCUUGGUGAGGCGGCGGCGAGCAGCUAUAGCCAGGAUCUGGCCCAAAUAUUGUCUCUUCCUGUCCAUCUUCAUGAUCUACCAGUAUCUCCUGUGUGUGGGCAUACCACCCGCUCUCUGCAGAG
Molecule: messenger RNA, 406 nt
Organism: Plectropomus leopardus (leopard coralgrouper)
Lineage: Eukaryota; Metazoa; Chordata; Actinopteri; Perciformes; Serranidae
Source: RefSeq, a predicted model, not a curated record